This is a messenger RNA of Closterium sp. NIES-67, 3977 nucleotides long. The record is from the annotation of a GenBank genome assembly. NCBI's taxonomy places the organism in Eukaryota, Viridiplantae, Streptophyta, Zygnematophyceae, Desmidiales, Closteriaceae.
CUCCACCAGCACUCACCAUGGCAACAAGAGCCUUGCUUUGUUUGCACUUAUAACGCUCUGUUCCAGAUAACGAUAGCGCUACAGCCCUCUUCGGUGACUCCGAGUGCCCUAUGUAGCAGAGCAUUCGCGGAUACUUUUGCAGUUAGUUUUACCGCUUUCUCUGGAAGACUCAGCGGAAGAGAUUGCACUGUCGUACAGCUAGGUCCCGUUCUUUUAGGCGGCAGAAGCGUUUUGAGUCGAUUAAAAACACAGCCAGGUCCCGUGCUUUUAGCUUGCGGAAGUACUUACAUCGUAUUUUGGCAUGGGAUGGAUGUCAGGCGGACUGGCGUGCGGGAGCUCUCGUCUCAGCCGGCAGUCUCGCGUCACCGAAGGCCAAACUCCCACUAGCAGCCGCAGCAACCCGCCCAUUGAUAAUCAACGGUCAGGAUUCCUCCAGCGGUGCCGCCAUCAAAUCAGCCGCGUCGCACGCCAAUGCUGGCCUGCCGACCCCACCUGCUGGUCGCCGGCCGAGCCGCGCUGCUGGGGACCCAACGGCGGCGCGGAAACCCCCGACUCGGAAACCAACGUUAACUCGGGCGAGCUUGUAACGGCCAGGGACGGCGGCGGCGGCAACGCUGCGGGAAGCAUCCGCGAAGCUGAGAAGCUAGCUACUGGUGCUGCUGGUGAUGGCGAUGGUAGCAACGGUGUUGGCGGCGGUGCCGCUGCUGCGGCUCACAAGCAGCAUCGGCGAUCUAACAGCAGGUCGGCUUCUAAACCCAUCGACGACGAAUGGUCGCUGAGUCCCUGUAACUCCGUCGCCGAUUUCGCCGGCUUGGAAAUGGUCGGUCGCGGACGCUGGGCGACCGUUUACGUCGCGACGCACAACAAGACCGGCCGGAGGGUUGUACUUAAGAUCUACACGGCGCGGCACGGCACGGCGGCGAUGCAGAAGCAGAUCGAGCGCGAGAUCUGGUGUAUGCGCCAGACGCGCGGGCACAAGCACGCGAUUGGCUACCUCGGAAGCUUCGUCGACGAUUCCGGCAGGAUCGAGAGCGCGAUUGGCGGGGACAGCAGGGGCGGAGGGAAGGGGAAAGGCCGGUUAGGACAGGGGGUUUUCCGCAAUAGUAGCGGGAAAAAUGGCUGGAAGAGCGGGGGGAAAGCUGGGGGGAAAAGCGGCGGGCGGGGGAGUGUGGGUGGGGGGAGCCGGGGGAAGCACCGGCGGAAGCAAACGGUUAUUGUCGAGGAGUUCGCGGCGGGAGGGGACGUUUACCAGCGGCUGAUGAACGAGUUUUGCGGGCAAAUGCCGGAGACGAUAGUUGUUCGCGAAAUCAUUUCGCCGCUGUUACAGGUUCUGCGAUUUCUCCACGCGAACGCUAUCAUUCAUCGCGACGUGAAACCCGAAAAUAUUUUGUUCGCCGCGGACGGGCAGCUGAAACUCGCGGAUUUCGGCCUCGCCAUCUGCACUAUGCGCGAUUUGCCCGGCGCGCGCGUGGGCACGCUCGAUUAUAUGGCGCCGGAGUUGCUUCAGCCAAUUCCUUCCGCGAAUGCUGCUUCCGCGAGUGCGUCCGCGGGCGCGGGCGCGGGAGCCAGCGCUGCUGCGCGCGGCAGUUCUGCGGAACCUGCGGAGAGCCCCGCAGGCGAAGGGUCGACGCUGCAGCGGCAAAAAUCCAGGAAGCGGUCGAGCGCGCGGCAAUCGAGCGGGAAGAACUGGAGAUUCAGCGCGGGGAAGGGCGAAAGGGGGAAAUCGCACGGGGGGAAGGCGGAAGGAGAUGCGGGAACAGGACGGGACGGGGGUAGGGGUGGGGGGGAGGAGGGUGAAAGUGAACCGCGACGCGAGCACGCGGCGCCUUGCAUGCCGCUUGGGAUGGAUCGGCCAAUCAUUUGUCAGGAAGAGGCUUACCGAAUCGCGUUGCCCUAUGACGAAAAGGUUGACGUUUGGGCGUGCGGAAUAUUGGCGUACGAAUUGCAGAUGGGACGCCCGCCGUUCGAAGUUCCGGGCAGGCAGGCGACUUGCAAAAACAUUUUGACCUGCCCGCUGGACACCCUGCCCGGAUUCAAGCCAACAGUAGCAAUUGCUGGCAACAGCAGUGAGAAAAAGGAGAAGGUUUGUGGGCAGCCCUUGCUAUCUCCCCUUUGCAUUUCGUUCCUAAAACGAGCGCUGGAUCGCAACCCCCAAUCACGUGCUUCUAUCCGCGAAUUGCUGCAGCAUCCAUGGAUCCUCUCCUUCGCCCAAUCACCAUCCUCCACGUCAUCAGCCACACCCUCUUCUCCCCCCCCCCCACCACCACCACUACUACCACCUCCUCCUCUUCCUCCUCUUCCUCCUUCUCCUUCCCCUCCUCCUCCGUUCCCUCCUCUCGCUCCUCCCUCUCCUCCUCCCCAUCCUCCUCAAUCCUCGCCCCCUCGUUACCUUCCUCCUCCACCCUGCCUUCGUUACAAUCACACCCCCCUUCGGCCACCUCCUCUGCCCCCAUCAGCCCCUCGUUUCCUUCCGAAAAAUGUCUUUCUGACCGUCCGUGGGUACGAUUCGCACCACCCCCUCUACGAGGGGUGCAAGCAUCCCAGUCGCCCCGCAGCCGCAGCGAAGCGUCGGGCGCAGGGGCGCAGCCACAGCAGCACCACCAGCGCCACCAGCAGCAGCAAGGACAGCAGCAACAUUUCGCACAAGCAGGACGAGGAAGUCUGGGAGCAGGGGGGGGAGGAGGAGGGGGAGGAGGAGGGGGAGGAGGAGGGAGGGGAAGUCAUGGACCGCACACGAAGCAGCCCCCCUCCUCUUUACAAACGCCUAGUUGGGGCCAGCAGCAGCAGCAGCAGCUGAAGCUGCAGCUGGUUUCGUGGGUGAAUUCCAUAUUCUUUAUCACGCCAACCACCAACCCUGCUAGCACCACCACCAGCUCAUCUUCCUCCACCUGCCCCCCCAACUGCACCCGCCAUUUUGCUUGCGUGCAAGCUUCAAGAAAUCGCAGAAGCACCCACAGCAGCCUUCGUGCCGGCGGCCUCAACACCCCUUUCCAUACUCGCAGCACUUCCAACCGUUUCACUACCGGCACUGGCGCUAGUAUCGCAGCUGCUAAUAACGGGUCCGUUUUCUUUGCGAAUGGAGGGCUCUCAUUAGCUGCGAUAAGCAUUCUUGCCCUCUUUAUAGCGCUCCUCGGUAUUCUGCUGCAGGUGGUGGCUCUAUCUGUUCCCCGCUGGCCCAUGGUUGUUACCCAAGUGCUUGGGGGACCGGUGAUAAUUGAGGCUUCCCCCCAUAUAGUCACCCCAGAAGGAGUGUUUAGUGGCAGUGGCCUUGGCAGCAGCAGCAGCAGCAGCAGCAGCAGCAGCAGCAGUGGCGGCAGGAGUGGUAACAGCGGCAGCAGCAGCAGCAGCAGGAGCGAAAGUAGCAGCAGCAGCAGCAGCAGCAGUGGCGGCAGGAGUGGUAACAGCGGCAGCAGCAGCAGCAGCAGGAGCGAAAGUAGCAGCAGCAGCAGCAGGAGCGAAAGCAGCAGCAGGAGCGAAGGCAGCAGCAGCAGGAGCGAAGGCAGCAGCAGCAGCAGUGGCAGCGGCAAAAGUAGCCAGAUUGUUGGUGCUGGCAGUGGCAAUGGUGCCGAAUCCACUGACUCAGUUCUGAAGCAUUCAGCAUGCCCAGCAGAGGUUUUGGAACUGUUGAGUACUGCAGCAGCCAGAGUCGACUCAGAAGUCACCGGACUAUACAAACCAAUAAUAAGCCUUAGUUGCCAUGACUAUGGUUCAUCCUAGCGGAGCUGCGACCUGCCAGUGGUACCACCUGGAAAGCCUUGAUCUGCUAUCUAACCGCUCGAAAUGAAAUCCCUGACGUGCUUCCAUUUCCUGCAGUGUGGAGAAAAAGCAUGUAUGAAUAUAAUGUGGGAUGGCUGCUGCUACUGUUGCUAUGGUGUCUGGGACUGCAACCCUCUGGGAGCAUGUGUUACGUGGCAGGAUACGUAAGAACCGGUUGUAUCCUUUCAUGUUGGCAAAAGAGUACAGGAUGAUCAGUGUAC